Messenger RNA from Staurois parvus, 339 nucleotides. Lineage: Eukaryota; Metazoa; Chordata; Amphibia; Anura; Ranidae. The record is from the annotation of a GenBank genome assembly.
CUAGGCAUGCAGACUGCUUCUACAAACAUUUGUGAAAGAAUGGGUCGUCCUCAGGAGCUCAGUGAGCUCAAGUGUGGUACCGUGAUAAGUUGCCACCUAGGCAAUAAGUCUAUCCAUGAAAUUUCCUUGCUACUAAAUACUCCACGGUACUGGGAACGACAGCAACUCAGCCACGAAGAAUAACAGAGUGGGCAGGCUGCCACUGGACUCCAGAGCCGUGGAGAUGUGUUCUCUGGAGUGACAGAUCACACUCCUCUGUCUGGAAAUCCAAUGGACUUGUCUGGGUUUGGCGGUUUCCAGGAAAACGGUACUUGCCUGACUGCAUUGUGGCAAGUGUAA